Messenger RNA from Aphanomyces astaci, 1369 nucleotides. RefSeq lists its product as hypothetical. Gene Ontology annotation, biological process: protein ufmylation. The record is from RefSeq and is a predicted model, not a curated record. The coding region runs from base 474 to 1331 and encodes 285 amino acids. Gene Ontology annotation, molecular function: UFM1 activating enzyme activity. The transcript is spliced from 7 exons. Gene Ontology annotation, cellular component: cytosol; cytoplasm. Lineage: Eukaryota; Oomycota; Saprolegniomycetes; Saprolegniales; Verrucalvaceae.
UUCGCGGGACAACAAAAUGGAAGCGACGGCGUUGGCGGCCGCGACAAUGUUAAAGAAGCCUGCUGCUGAUGUUGUCGAGAAUACUGCCAAUAACAGUCCUACCAAACCAUCUCAAGUGGUGGGGGAAGUGCCGCUGCUGGCGCAGAUGCAACAGGCCAUGGAUCGGCUGGACGACGUGAUGAAGCGCCAGGACGUCGGGGAUGUGGUCGUGACGCGGAAGCAGUCGUGCCUGCUCAAAGACCACAUCGAGCCGCGACCCGACUUUGCCAAUGUCAAGUUUUCCCUCAAAAAUCGCUUCAGGUGCUGCUUCUCGUCUGCGACGCAGUUAGCUAGCAAGCGUGACAUCCGUUUUUUGCUUGUGUAGCCACUUGGCAUCUUUUCGCAAGAAGAAGAUCAUUGAAAACAUCGAGGACCUCAAGCAAAAGUGUGUGGCGGUGAUUGGACUCGGCGGCAUUGGCGCGCUGGUCGCGGAAAUGUUUACCCGUACUGGCGUCGGCAAGCUCACGUUGAUCGAUCACGUCAUCACGACAAUAGGCGUCGUCAAGAUGGCAAGUAUGACACGUAUGCACUACCUACCAGAGCAUGUGGACAUGAGCAAGGUGCAGGCGUCGCGGCUGUACCUUCGGCAGUUGAAUCCCCAUGUUGAGAUUGAGACGCUCCACUGCAAUAUCAACGACGAGCUCGAUGCUGAGAUCUUGCUGGACGUGCUGCAAGACUGCAAACUGGACCAGUCUUCGACAGCUGACAAACCGAAUCGUCAUCAUGCCAAUCACGGAACCAGCACACACAUGCAGUUCCGACUGCCCAUGGACGCCAUCAUUUGCUGCGUAGACAACUCCAUGGCUCGGAGUCGAGUUAACCAAAUUGCGCUGAAACUGAGCAUUCCACUGAUCGACGUCACGUUGUCCCCGUGCAGCUCCUUCAUCACCGUUCAAACUAUCCUGCCAGGCUACAGCGCGUGUAUGCAUUGUCACUGGAACGACAAGUAUGAAGCUGAGGCGAUGGUUGCCGACGCUGUCUCCCGCCAGUGCCCUGCCACGUUACCGCAAUGCGAGCUCAUCGCAGCGGGGCUCGUGUCUCAAAGCACCAUUAAUUUCGCGCUUAGGUUGUUGUUGGAGUUUGGGGACCAAAUUCCGUUUUACCGACUCAACUGCUUGGACAUGGACAUCAGCACGUUUUGGUUCAAACCCAAUCACGAAUGCAGUGAACCCAUGUGCAAACUCAAACAAGCCGAGUACCAGCUAGACGUGGAAAAGAAGCAGGAGCUGGACACCCAAGCGCUGCAGAGAGCCCAAGCCCACGACGAUGAUGACGUUAUCCAUGAGUCUUGAAUCAGUUAUUAAUUUUAUAAAUACAUUUAUUAAACGCA